AUGUGCAAAGGGUGCCUCUGGCCCUGGGGCAGUCUGGAGCAGUAUAAAAGGCAGUCCAACUGCAGACUCCUCAUCCACUUCUCUUGCCUUCUCCUUUCAGGCUGUCAGGUACACCUCUGUCCCACAGCCAUGUCCUGCUACGAUCUGUGCCGUCCCUGUGGCCCAACCCCACUGGCCAACAGCUGCAACGAGCCCUGUGUCAGGCAGUGCCAGGACUCCCGGGUGGUGAUCCAGCCCUCUCCCGUGAUCGUCACCCUGCCUGGACCCAUCCUCAGCUCCUUCCCCCAGAACACCGCUGUGGGAUCUUCAGCAUCUGCUGCAGUUGGCAGCAUCCUCAGUGAGGAUGGAGUGCCCAUCAACUCCGGGGGCUUUGGCCUCUCUGGGCUUGGUGGUCGCUACUACUCUGGCAGGAGGUGCCUGCCCUGCUAA
Calypte anna (Anna's hummingbird) is the source of this 429-nucleotide messenger RNA. RefSeq names its product feather keratin 1. Gene Ontology annotation, cellular component: intermediate filament. NCBI's taxonomy places the organism in Eukaryota, Metazoa, Chordata, Aves, Apodiformes, Trochilidae. The record is from RefSeq and is a predicted model, not a curated record. Gene Ontology annotation, molecular function: structural constituent of cytoskeleton.